AUGGAGGCUGAUCAGGAUCAGGAAGCCACCACGGACAAGCACGACGAGUACAUCCGGGCGAUAAACAUGAAUCCGAACGACGACGACAUACAGAACCUGCCAAUUCAUGCAUUGAACGCCGUGGUUAAACAGCGGUCCAAUGUCAUGAGCAAGCAGGCUUACUGUGAACUGGUUCGAGCCACGAAUCCUGAACAGCGUUCGUUGAUUCUGCACGUCAUCCACACAAUGCAUAGCUUCGACGAUAACGACAAGCCGAUGCAAAUCUUCUUCACGGGUCCGGCUGGUAGCGGCAAAACGUUCACCUUGCGAAUACUGAUGGAGACAUACAACAGGUUCAGUCAAGCACAUAAUGCACAGAACAACGCAUAUGUUGCUUGUGCUUCGACUGGCAAAGCUGCUGUUGCUAUUGGCGGAACAACGGUCCAUUCGGCUUUUCGUUUAACCAUGUCCCGCAGACAAAACUCCAAGCUGAGUUUUGAAACGCUCCAGCUGUACCGAAAUGCGUUUGCACAUGUUCAGGCAAUCAUCGUCGAUGAAGUCAGCAUGAUCGGUGCCAAUGUGUUAGAUACUGUUCACGCCCGGCUGCAAGAUAUUAAGGCGGAAUAUGACGAUCCAUUCGGUGGCAUGAACAUGAUUCUCGUUGGAGACUUCCGGCAACUUCCGCCGGUGAACGCUAGAUUUGUUUGGAAACCACCAGCAAAUUCUAUGCACGGUGCCGUACUCUGGCAAUCGUUACGAUACUUCCCUCUCGUCCGAGUCAUGAGGCAGAGUGACGAGCAGUUUUCUGCCGUACUGACGAAGAUUGGAAAUGGUGAACGAUUGACAGACGAAGAAACCAAGCUGAUCGAGAGUCGUUUCCGGACAGUGCAAUGGUGCAGAGAAAACGUCCCGAAUGCUGUACGUCUUUUCCACCGUAACAUCGACGUCGACCAGUACAAUAGCGAGGUACUGAUGGAAACGGACGGCGUGGACUGUAUAGCUGAAGAUGUGUUCUCUGGAUACCGGAACAAUGAGCAGCUAGUAAGUGCCAGGAACAAGCUUCAUAAGAUGAGUGUUGUGGAGGCUGGUGGCAUGCCUUAUCUGCUGCGUCUUACUCUCGGCAUGCCGUACAUGGUUACGACAAACGUUGAGGUAGAUGAUGGUAUCGUUAACGGUGCGAUCGGCCAACUCAUGCACAUCGAGCUGAAUGAAGAUGAACCAGAACAGCGAAUGGUUCGGCUUUGGUUCAUGUUCGAGAACGAAGCUAUAGGAGCGACACGAAGGGUAAAAUCCAGGCCCUUAGUGUGUUCAAAGCCAGGCGUCUUGCAGCCACAAUGGACACCGAUUACCAGGCGGUCCGCGAACAUCACCCUCGGUAGCAUGAAGUGCAAACGAGUUCAAUUCCCGAUAGUUCCGGCGUGCGCUCUAACGGUACAUAAAUCACAAGGUGGUACAUUUCCCCAAAUUGUGUACCGUUAUGACAGAGGACAGGAGCAACAACUUGUAUAUGUUGGCCUCUCUAGAGUGUCGUCUCUGGAGGGAUUGUUUCUGACUAAUGCCAAAGAUGAAUUCAAAUUCCACCAUGCAAAGGGAAGCGAUUCUCCGAAGAUGAAGGAACUUCGCACCGAAAUGCAGCGUUUGUCAAACCACCGACUAAGCACAAUUGCCGAUGACAUUAUGCAAUUCGUAGCUGGUAAAGGUACUGGUGUUGUACUAGUGUCAAUGAAUGUGCAGAGUCUUGGUGCUCAUUCACUUGACAUCGCUACGGACCAUGUACUCACUUCUGGCGAUCUUCUGGCGCUUAGCGAAACCUGGCAGGAGGAUAAUGGAGCAUUGUCCGGAAUCGCAGGAUACACAUGUGUUGCCCAAGCCAAGCGCUCUGGAAUGCGGGCAGCAGGAGUGGCCAUCUUCCAACGCGAUGCGGGAUCCACUUGUGCGAUUGCCCACACAAUGAAGAAGCUCAGUGAUAGUUACGACGAGCAACUUGGGCUUGCCGACGAAUACGGUGACGUGUGCGCUGCGGAGGUGCAUGUUAUGGGUAGUUUGACGCUCUUGAUUUCGCUGUAUAUUUCACCAGGUACGACAACCAAGCAGAAGAAAUUCUUUUUGGCGCGGAACCUUAUAAUGUACGCGACAAUGAGCAUGCCCAUAGUUGUUACCGGCGACUUCAACAUUGAUGUAUCAAAAGAGGAGAAUGCUGAGUUCAUCGACUUCAUGAAGCAGUACCUCUUCUUGGAUUUGGUAUCGGACCCUUCGCAAUCAACCACUCUUGGUGGAACAUGCUUGGAUCUUACAUUCACGCGAAAUAUUGGUGCGGACUGUAGGAGAUAUUGUUCUUACUUUUCAUAUCAUCGACCAAUGCUUUCGAUACUUGCUGCGCCGUCUGAAUCUCAGUUAGAAUGA
This is a messenger RNA of Armigeres subalbatus, 2382 nucleotides long. Its product is annotated as ATP-dependent DNA helicase PIF1-like. The record is from RefSeq and is a predicted model, not a curated record. Gene Ontology annotation, biological process: DNA repair; telomere maintenance. Gene Ontology annotation, molecular function: DNA helicase activity. The transcript is spliced from 4 exons. NCBI's taxonomy places the organism in Eukaryota, Metazoa, Arthropoda, Insecta, Diptera, Culicidae. Bases 1 to 2382 code for a protein of 793 amino acids.